Messenger RNA from Wasmannia auropunctata (little fire ant), 1361 nucleotides. Its product is annotated as odorant receptor 4-like. Lineage: Eukaryota; Metazoa; Arthropoda; Insecta; Hymenoptera; Formicidae. Gene Ontology annotation, molecular function: olfactory receptor activity; odorant binding. The transcript is spliced from 5 exons. Gene Ontology annotation, biological process: sensory perception of smell; detection of chemical stimulus involved in sensory perception of smell. The coding region runs from base 59 to 1261 and encodes 400 amino acids. The record is from RefSeq and is a predicted model, not a curated record. Gene Ontology annotation, cellular component: plasma membrane.
UGCAGCGAUCAGUCGUCAUUCAGCUUUCGCGAAGAUUUCACGAGAGAUUGACGAGAAAAUGUUCGGAAACAAGUAUUACAAGGAUGAUAUGAUUUACGUAACACAAGUGACGCGUAACGUUCUAAGCUUACUCGGAAUCUGGCCGCCUUACAACAGGAGAAGAACCACCGGGGAAAAAGUUUGGAAGUACUUCUUGAUAACGAUGUGCAAUCUUCUUAUCUACAGCGUCCUGAUUCCCGGUGCCCUGUAUUGGUUGAUUGAGAAGAGGACACACGUCAGAGUCCGCACGGUCCCUCUGCUUCUCUUGGGCAUCAUGAAUAUUUGUAAAUAUGGUAACCUGGUGUUCCACGAGAAGGAUAUCAGACGCUGCUUGAAGCACAUCGAGGAGGAUUAUAGGUUCGUUACCAGUGCGAAAGCGCGGGACACGAUGAUCGAGUCCGCGAAGAUCGGCAUACGACUGGUCACACUUUGCGCAGUUUUCACGUACGGUAGCGGGUUCUCCUUUCGUUUGAUCUUACCGUUUGCCAAGGGAAAAAUCAUCACCGCGCAGAAUGUCACUAUCAGACCUCUACCUUCCCCGGCUUACUUCAUUUUCUUCGACGUACAAGUCAGCCCCACUUACGAGCUGAUCUUCGCAAUACAAAUAUUAUCCGGGGUGCUCACUUGGUCGAUAACAACGGGUUUAUGCGGUCUCGCGACCAUCUUCGUGAUGCACGCCUGCGGUCAGCUGACGAUCCUGAUGAAUUUAAUGAGAAAUCUUGUCGAGAAGCAAGGGCAAGAGAACCGAGAAGUGGACAGAAAGCUGGCACGAAUGGUUGAACAUCAAAUAAGAAUAAGAAGUUUUUUACAAUUGGUUGAAAAUACUCUACAACAAGUGUGCGUACUAGAAUUACUGGGAAGCACGACGGUUGUCUGCAUUGUAGGAUAUUUUAUAUUAAAGGAAUGGGAGAAUAGCAGUUCGAUAGCUAUGUUCUCCUACUUUACUGUACUUAUGUGUAUGAUGGUGGACAUGUUCAUGUUUUGUUACACUGGUGAACAACUUUCCGUUCAGGCAGAGAAAGUAGCUAGAAUGUCUUGCGUGCUCGAGUGGUAUCGUCUUCUUGAUAAAAAGGCGCGUGCGAUUGUGCUAGUGGUGAUCAUAUCAAACUUACCUACUAAGGUCACCGCUGGGAAAAUCGUGGAUUUAUCACUGAAGACAUACGGCGAUAUUAUAAAGACAGCUGUGACAUACUUCAAUAUGCUUUUAAAAUUAACAGGCUAAAUAUUUCUGAUUUUUAUUUUUUCUUCUCGUCGAAUCUCGUCGAACGCAUCAUAUGAUAAUAUCGUUUAUGAUGUGACAAAUGCAAAAGCUUAGUACAAUG